AAUAAAAUAAAAAUAAAUAAAAGAAAGAGGAACCUCAACCCUCUCAUCUUCUCCUUCAAUCUUCACGCCGUCUCCUCCGACCUUUCCAGCAGCUCACUGUCGUCGCCGUCGCCGUCGCCGUUGCCGUCGCUGUCGCUGUCACCGCCUCUCUCCAGUUCAUUGCUGCCACCGCCGUGUAUUCCUUCACUCGUGUCGCCGCAGCCUCCUAGCGGCUUUACGCUGAUUUUAUACUCUCUUCUUCUUACGGGUUGAUGUGUUUAUAGUGGCAGUGAAAGUUAAUAACUUGGUAGUACAGUAUUGUGGUGGUGCAUGAAUCUUUGUUAAUGAUUGAGCUAUGUCGUUGACACCGAAGGAGCCAGAACAUGUUAUGAAGUUUAGAGGAGGAUCAGUUCUGGGUAAAAAGACAAUUCUUAAAAGUGACCAUUUCCCUGGAUGCCAGAACAAGCGAUUAUCACCUCAAAUAGAUGGUGCUCCAAAUUACCGUCAGGCCGAUUCAUUACAAGUCCAUGGUGUUGCUAUUCCUACAAUUCUUGGAAUUCAGAAUGUUCUCAAGUAUGUUGGAGCUCAAAAAGAUGGGCAAAAAGCUCAAGUUCUUUGGAUUAACCUUCGGGAAGAACCGGUGGUAUAUAUAAAUGGACGUCCAUUUGUUUUGCGCGAUGUGGAAAGACCUUUCUCCAACCUUGAAUACACGGGAAUCGACAGAGCUAGGGUUGAACAAAUGGAAGCUCGAUUGAAAGAAGACAUCUUAAUUGAAGCUUCAAGAUAUGGGAAUAAGAUUCUUGUGACCGAUGAAAUGCCUGAUGGUCAAAUGGUAGACCAAUGGGAACUGGUGUCUCAUGAUUCCAUCAAAUCACCUCUAGAGGUAUAUGAAGAAUUACAAGUGGAUGGAGUCCAUGUAGACUAUGAACGUGUUCCUGUAACUGAUGAAAAGUCUCCCAAAGAGUCAGAUUUCGAUAUUUUGGUUCGCAAAAUUUCCCAAGUUGAUGUAAAUACAGAGAUAAUUUUCAAUUGUCAAAUGGGCCGUGGGAGAACUACAACUGGAAUGGUGAUUGCAACUUUGGUCUACUUGAAUCGAGUUGGAGCUUCUGGUAUCACAAGGACAAAUUCAAUUGGAAAAGUUUCUGACUGCAGUGCCAAUGUCGAUGACAAUUUGCCGAACUCAGACGAAGCAAUUCGUAGAGGAGAGUAUGCAGUUAUAAGAAGCUUGACUCGGGUACUGGAGGGUGGUGCUGAAGGCAAACGACAAGUGGAUGAAGUCAUAGAUAAAUGUUCCUCCAUGCAGAAUUUGCGAGAAGCAAUUGCCACAUACCGCAACAGUAUUUUGCGGCAAGCUGAUGAGAUGAAGAGAGAAGCAGCAUUGUCAUUUUUUGUGGAGUACUUGGAAAGAUACUACUUUCUCAUAUGCUUUGCUGUUUAUAUCCAUUCAGAGAGAUCAGCGUUACGUUCUACAUCAUCUGGUCAUUGCAGUUUUGCUGAAUGGAUGAAAGAAAGGCCUGAAUUGUAUAGCAUCAUACGCAGGUUGCUGAGAAGAGAUCCUAUGGGUGCACUUGGAUAUGCAAGUUUGAAGCCUGCCCUCAUGAAGAUUGCUGAAUCUGCUGAUGGUCGUCCUUCUGAGAUGGGUGUAGUCGCGGCCUUGAGAAAUGGGGAGGUUCUUGGAAGUCUAACUGUGUUAAAAAGCGACCAUUGUCCCGGUUGUCAAAACCAAAGUCUACCCGAGAGGGUGGAAGGUGCACCCAAUUUUAGAGAAGUCCCUGGAUUUCCAGUCUAUGGAGUGGCAAAUCCCACCAUUGAUGGUAUUCGAUCUGUCAUUAGAAGAAUUGGAAGUUCAGAAGGUGGUCGUCCAAUUUUUUGGCACAAUAUGAGGGAAGAACCUGUUAUCUAUAUCAAUGGAAAACCAUUUGUGCUCCGUGAAGUGGAAAGACCGUACAAGAACAUGUUGGAGUACACGGGAAUUGAUCGGGAGCGAGUGGAGAGAAUGGAGGCACGACUAAAAGAAGAUAUUCUGAGGGAAGCUGAACGCUAUAGAGGUGCAAUAAUGGUCAUUCACGAAACAGACAAUGGGCAAAUUUAUGACACUUGGGAACACGUGAGCUCUGAGUCUGUUCAGACUCCAUUUGAAGUUUUCAAAAGACUAGAGUGUGAUGGCUUUCCUAUUAAGUAUGCACGUGUACCAAUUACUGAUGGUAAAGCUCCUAAAAGUUCUGACUUUGACGCAUUGGCAUUGAAUAUAGUUUCUGCUUCAAAGGAUACUGCUUUUGUGUUCAAUUGCCAGAUGGGUAUAGGAAGAACAACCACUGGAACUGUAAUUGCCUGCCUAUUAAAACUUCGGAUGGAUUAUGGAAGGCCUAUUAAAAUUCUGCUCAAUAAGAAAACUCGUGAAGAAGUGGAUGGCAGUUCGUCGAGUGAUGAAGAUAAUGAAACUAACGCUGUAGUAUCACCCUCCACAUAUAAAGAAGUUAAACAGAAGAACCAGAGCCGUGUGUUUGGUAUAAAUGACAUCUUAUUGUUGUGGAAGAUUACGAGACUAUUUGAUAAUGGCAUGGAAUGCAGAGAAGCCUUAGAUGCUAUUAUUGAUCGAUGUUCUGCACUGCAGAAUAUUCGCCAAGCUGUUCUGCAGUACAGAAAGGUAUUUAAUCAACAUGUGGAGCCAAGGGUGAGGAGGGUAGCCUUGAACCGUGGAGCUGAGUAUUUGGAGCGUUAUUUCCGUUUGAUUGCUUUUGCUGCAUAUCUUGGUAGUGAAGCAUUUGAUGGUAUCUGUGGUCAAGGAGAAGGUAGGGGAAUGACAUUCAAGAAUUGGUUGCAUCAGAGUCCAGAAGUCCAAGCAAUGAAAUGGAGCAUAAGAUUAAGGCCUGGGAGAUUUUUUACUGUGCCUGAGGCGUUGAGAGCCCAGCACGAGUCUCAACAUGGAGAUGCUGUUAUGGAGGCUGUUGUUAAGGCUCGUUGUGGUUCUGUUUUGGGCAAAGGAUCCAUUCUUAAAAUGUACUUCUUUCCUGGGCAGAGAACUUCCAGCUAUAUACAAAUUCAUGGUGCACCUCAUGUGUUCAAGGUUGAUGGAUACCCGGUUUAUAGCAUGGGAACUCCAACAAUUACUGGAGCACGAGAGAUGCUAGUAUAUUUACGUACUAAGCUCGAAGUCGAUGCAUCUUCUUCUCCAAAUGUGACAAUAAUUGAUCUCAGGGAGGAAGCGGUUGUUUACAUCAAUGAUACCCCAUUUGUCCUCAGGGAGCUGAAUAAACCCUUUGAUACUCUCAAGCAUGCUGGAAUCACCGGUCCAGUGGUAGAACACAUGGAAGCACGACUAAAAGAAGACAUAGUGUCAGAAAUCAAACAGUCUGGUGGUCGUAUGCUUUUACAUCGUGAGGAAUAUAAUCCCUCAUUGAAUCAAUCCAAUGUUAUAGGAUAUUGGGAAAAUAUCUUUGCCGAUGAUGUGAAGACUCCUGCUGAAGUUUAUGCACAUCUGAAGGAUGAGGGACAUGAUGUUACUUAUAAGAGGGUACCGUUGACCAGAGAAAGGGAAGCAUUAGCUUCUGACGUUGAUGCAAUCCAGUUCUGUAAAGAUAACUCUGCAGGAUGCUACCUCUUUGUAUCACACACAGGUUUUGGAGGAGCAGCAUAUGCAAUGGCGAUUUUAUGUAUAAGGCUUGGGGGCGAGGCAGAUCAUUUUGCAACAAAUAUUCCACAAUCCAUGACUAAUUCAGAUUUAUCUUAUGCAUGUGGAGACAGUUUGCAUGCUCAAGCAUCUGAAGAAGCAGCAUUCAGAAUCGGGGAUUAUCGUGACAUCCUAAGCCUUACACGAGUUCUCAUGUAUGGUCCUAAGAGUAAAGCAGAUGUUGACAUUGUCAUUGACAGGUGUGCAGGAGCAGGGCAUCUACGAGAUGACAUUCUCUACUACUGCAAGGAACUUAAAAAAUUUCCUGGCUAUGAUGAUGAACAUCGAGCUUACCUAAUGGACAUGGGUAUCAAGGCUCUAAGGCGGUAUUUUUUUCUCAUCACUUUCAGAUCCUACCUCUACUGUACUAAGGCAGAGGAGAUGAAAUUCACAUCAUGGAUGAAGGAUCGACCUGAAUUGGGUCAUUUAUGUAAUAACCUCAGAAUCGACAAGUAGUUAGAAGAAGAACAAGCUUGUAACAUAUAUAUUCUUGAUUGAUAUCCCUUAUCCUAAACUGUCGUCUGCCUGUAUGCAAUAGGCCAAUAUACUGCAAUAGCAAGAUUUCUUGUAAAAGUGUGAAUAGGUUUGCCAUAUGUAGAUGGUGGUACGUCAAGAUGAAGUCAAACUUAACACCUACUAUAUUUCACAGAUUUAUGAUUUACAUGUUCAGCCAAGUAGACAAUAAUAGUUACCAAGGAGACCAAUGGUCUGGUCUUUGAUUGGGACAUCCUAAUACUCAAAAUAAUUGCUGUAUUUACUGCAAUGAUAAAUGAUAAUGUCGCCCAAGAACAUCUAGAAGCUGCAUAGUUGUCUCCAUGAAGUUCUGGCAGUCAACUGGCGGAUUUGGAAGAAUGUUUGUGCAGCAUUGAGAGAUCAUCUACUAGAGAAACUCCAAGCUCGUUGUUUGUAAUGAUCUAAACGUGUAUGUGCCUCAUCUUUUGUGUAAUAUGCACUCUAGCUACAGUCAAUCAAGAUAUAUGAAGUAAAAAUAAAAAUGAAUGAUGAAGAAUACACUAUACCCAUUUGUUUGUGUUGGAAAAUGACAAAUCCAAUGUAGUUUUUGGCAA
Messenger RNA from Benincasa hispida (wax gourd), 4716 nucleotides. RefSeq names its product metal ion-binding protein. The record is from RefSeq and is a predicted model, not a curated record. NCBI's taxonomy places the organism in Eukaryota, Viridiplantae, Streptophyta, Magnoliopsida, Cucurbitales, Cucurbitaceae.